Messenger RNA from Loxodonta africana (African savanna elephant), 2900 nucleotides. RefSeq names its product olfactory receptor 56A3-like. The transcript has a single exon. NCBI's taxonomy places the organism in Eukaryota, Metazoa, Chordata, Mammalia, Proboscidea, Elephantidae. Gene Ontology annotation, cellular component: plasma membrane. Gene Ontology annotation, biological process: G protein-coupled receptor signaling pathway. The record is from RefSeq and is a predicted model, not a curated record. Gene Ontology annotation, molecular function: G protein-coupled receptor activity; olfactory receptor activity. The coding region runs from base 102 to 1046 and encodes 314 amino acids.
AAGUGGAAUUUUUCUACCUCUGUUAGUAUAAAGUCAGAAGCAAAUUUUGAUCCUAACUUUCCAGAUCACCAAAGGAAAGCUGUAGAAAUAAAAUCCACAAGAUGACACCUUACAGAAAUGGCUCCAUCUCCACUGGGAUUUCAGACUUCCUCUUAAAUUGUUUUGUCAGGUACCCCAGCUGGCAGCUAUGGCUGUCCCUGCCACUCAGCCUCCUCUUCCUCCUGGCCAUGGGGUCUAAUGCUAUUGUCCUCAUCACCAUCUGGCUGGAGGCCUCCCUGCACAAGCCUAUGUACUAUCUCCUCAGCCUCCUUUCCCUGCAGGACGUGGUGAUUUGUCUCACUGUCAUUCCCAAGGUACUGGCCAUCUUCUGGUUCGACCUCAGACCCAUCAGCUUCUUUUCCUGCUUCUUCCAGAUGUUCAUCAUGAAUUACUUCUUUGCUAUGGAGUCCUGCACAUUCAUGGUCAUGGCCUAUGACCGCUAUGUGGCCGUCUGCCACCCACUGCAGUACACAUCCAUUAUCACUGACCAAUUUGUAGCCAAGGCUGUCAUUUUCAUUUUGGCCAGAAAUGCUAUUUUUACCCUAACCAUUGCCAUUCUCUCUGCUCGACUCCAUUACUGUGGGAGAAAUGUCAUUGAGAACUGCAUCUGUGCCAAUAUGUCUGUCUCAAGGCUCUCCUGUGAUGAUGUCACCAUCAAUCGCCUCUACCAAUUUGCUGUAGGCUGGACUCUGCUAGGAUCUGACCUCAUCCUCAUCUUUCUCUCCUACACCCUCAUACUGCGAGCUGUGCUGAGACUCAAGGCAGAGGGUGCUGUGGCCAAGGCCCUAAGCACAUGUGGCUCCCACUUCAUCCUUAUCUUCUUUUUUAGCACCAUCCUCCUGGUCUUCGUCCUUACUCAUGUGGCUAAGAAGAAGGUCUCCCCUGAUGUGCCAGUCUUGCUCAAUGUCCUCCACCACAUCAUUCCUGCAGCCCUCAAUCCCAUUGUUUAUGGAGUGCGAACCCAGGAGAUCAAGCAAGGAAUCCAGAGAUUACUGAAGAAAGGGUAGUGAUAAGGACAAGAGAACUGGAUCUCUGCAUUCCUGUUAAAUAAUGAUGUUUUAGGAAUCAGUAAUGAAUGAAUGUACCGAUGGUCAAAUUUAUUAAUUAUAAUCUCAAGCUAAGUAAACUAGGUAUUGUGGCUUCUGAACCUUCACAUUGCUUUUGCUUUGUUUUGUAUUUUAAGUUUCCCUUUUUCUCACUCCUCCAUUGGGAAUCACUUUGACCCUUUCUCCUUAAUUUCUAUGCUUGUAAUCCUACUAUUCAGAAACUGAGAUUCUUUGGGCAGGUUCUAAAAUAAUAAUUUAAUAUUCCUGAAAAUGCAACUCUUAAUUUAUCAUGAAAUUUAUGUUCCUAAAUAUAUAACUAUAGAUAUUUUGCAUGUUGUUUUUUGUAUUGUUACUCAAAUUUCUACAGAAAGGAAUAUAGUGAAGAAUAAGUUACAGGAAUUAAAAUUUCAGUCCUGAAUGAUGAUAAGUUAUCAUUAGUCUGUAGUUAGGUCUUUAUCUCUUUCUCUCUGUCUCUUUCUCUCUCUUUUCUCUCUUUCUUUCUCUGUCUGUCUCUCCUUUAUCAGACAAGGGGUCUUUUGCCAUGUUCAUUGCAAAACUGCAUGGUUUUUGCCAGGAUUGCUCAUGUGUGUAACAAUAAGCAAUGAGCUUUAUUGAAUUUAAAUGACUCCUAAAUCCUUUUCCCCAAUGUGUCUGUACUUUGGACAUUAGUCUUUUAGAUUGAGGGGGUCAUAGUUUAUGAUAUGUGGACGUAGCUUUGUCAGUAAGACAAAGGGUUGAAAUGAUUGUGAUAUAAGAUCCAGUAAUGAUACUGGAAUGUAAAAUAACCUGGCUUACCAUUAUUUUCUUAUUAAUUGGACAUUUUCUGAGCACAUACUAUAUCCUGGGAAUCCAUGAGCCAUUGAGUACACAAAAAUGAAAAGAACAUUGUUGUUGCUUUGAGAAAUUCAAAGUGGAAUCCAAAAACUCCCUGAGUUUUAGGAAUAUAUUCUUCUUAACGAGAAAGGGGUGAGAAAUGGAAUAAGGUUGACGUAUGGUCAAUAAGAUGCUUGGCACUGGAUGAAGAGUUGAGACAGGGAAGAGACUGGGCUGGCUGAAUUAAAUAAGGACUACAUUUCAAGGUCCUGUGUGCUUGACCAGCUAUAAAUUACUGAUAAUCCUUCUGAGUUGUUUUUCAAGCCCUCACCAGCAUGAGCAGUAAAGAUCAACGUGGCCUAGCAGACACCCCUUGCCGGGGCUCGAACCAAGAUCCAGGGACAUCACACAUGCACAACACCCCAGAAUAAAUCCUGUUCAAUAUCCUUGCAGCCUUUGUGACAGACUCCAUCUUAGUUUCAGCAACCUCUGUGAGGAAGUCCAUCUUGAAUUCUAACUGCACACGCAUUUGAUUUUCAUAACCCCUCCCCUUCUCCUGGAAAUCUCCACCCAUCUAAUGAAUAAAGAUGUUGCCUUUUUCCUGCCUAAAAACUUUUAUAAGCCCUAAGAGGUCUUUUGUCCAGUGAGAGACUGGAGGCUAACAUAGGUGGAAACCCCUCUCCCUCAUGAGCCUUUUACUUUCUUUCUGUCCUUAAUAAACCUUUGUUUGUGUGGAACCUCUGAGCCUCUUCUGGUCAUUCUUGGUCAGAAGAAGGCAAGAACUUAGACAGGGCUUAGUCCCAAGAUGGGAAACAUUGCCCUGUAACAGAGUUACAGAAUCUGGAUUGUAGGCCUUUCUCAAACACACACACACAUACACACACACAAAUUGGAUGCCUGGGAACAAAUCAGUUGUUCUCACUGUUUCAGUUGCUCAUCUAUUACCUGAGAGUAGUGAACAAUUUGUCUUAAAAUAUUCAUUCUAGAUAUGCUUUUGUCCCU